UGAUAACAUUUAUUGAUAACAAUCAGGGCCUUAAUACUCUCUAGAAUAUACUGUAUUUUUAUAGGCUGGAAGUAGUUGCAGUUCUUAAAUACUUUCCAGUUAUUUUUGUUUUUUAUAGAAAGCAUCUGUCAAAAAAAAAAGGAGAAAAAAAAGGAGGAUCUAAUUUUUUAUUCUGUCAUUAGGUAAGCCUGACAGUAAGCAGAACAUGUUCUAAAAGUUUGCAUCGUAUUAUUGAUGUUCAGAUACUAGAAUUGGACAGCCUAAUCAGAUAGAACAAAGAAUUAACAUUAAAAAAAAAAUACUGUGUGAGAUAAGGACUUUUUAAACUCAGAUACAAGGCACAUAAUGAAUACGUUCAAGUUAAUGCCUUCAGAACAGACAACAGUUAUGUGACUUUAUGGCAGAGGAAAUAGUGGAUGAGGAUUAUGCUGGUUAUUUACCAGGAGACAUGGAGAAAAUUGUUGGAUUAAAAAUACCUCCUAGAAACCUAAGCUGCAAACAGACACAAGAAAAGAAAGUUACGUGGCCUUAAAAAUUGUGAGGCACAAAAUGGACAUUUUCUCCUCUCUUUAGAUAGAUCAAAAACUGUCUCUACAGGAGCAUUCUCCAGAAUUGUAGACCAAAGUUGUCUAUUGCAUUUAGCUGUGAAGAUGCAAGACACAAGCUACCAGAAUCUCUGCUAUCGUUGAUGUUGAGACUGAGCGAGAGGAAAGCUGGUAAUGCAGGGGAGGGAGCAUGGGAGCAUAUGUGUAAGGUGCUAUUUAUAUUUCUAUUGUGGUAUAAGGGUCUUUUAUAUAUAGGUCAUUUCUUGCAGCAUUUGACUAAUAAAUCAUGCUUAUCACAUUUCAUUUUUAUCAGAUUUAUAUAUUCCUAAUAAAAAAAAUUAAAGCCCGAAAGCACUGUAGUAAUAUUGUUUUUAUUUGUGACUCAUGCAGUGACUAUUAUCCUGUACAGGUGACUCAAACUUCUCUUUCUUUUUAUCUUGAAGAAUGUGCUGCACCCAAGACUACCGAAAGAAUACAGCCUAAUGGCUACUUUCCUACAUGUAUAUUGUUAUGGGCUCUUUGAAGAAAUAGAAUGUUUAAAAUCUUUCAUGAUUGGAAACAUGAAAAGGGAAAGCGGUGAGUCGCAGGAAAUCCUUGAAAACACCGAGUAAUUGAGGGCUACAAGAAGAUUUGGAGAGAUCUGAAGAAUUUUAAAAGCCUUUUCUUAAAGCUGAUACAUGUGCUGAUACGUUGAGCCUGAAAUUCACAAUCAGAUUCCUGUGACUGAAUCUGAACAUGUAAGGAUCAUGACUGAAACUGCAGUUUGCAUUGGAACAUUCACUGCUGUGAAGACACUUUGGGAAGUGAGAAUACACAAGAUAAAUGAAGAAUUACAGAAAGAAAAGGAAUUCAGACAGAGGUCUGCAGGAAGGCUACUACUUGUCUGGGAGGAGAGAGCUGCUUUAGCAAAGCUCAAAGAAAAAGUUAUUAAUGAAGAUGGAAGAGCAAUUUUAAGGAUAGAGGAAGAAGAAUGGAAGACACUACCUUCCUGCUUAUUGAAACUAGUCCAUCUCCAGGAAUGGCAGCUUCAUAGAACUAGUUUGCAGAAAAUUCCUCAGUUCAUUGGAAGAUUUCAGAGUCUUGUUGUUCUAGAUCUAUCCCGGAACUCAAUUGAAAGUAUACCUAAAGAAAUUGGCCAGCUGACUAGCCUCCAAGAGCUGCUUCUCAGUUACAACAGAAUAAAGUCUGUUCCUAAGGAAAUAAGUAACUGUGUCAGUCUGGAAAGAUUGGAAUUGGCUGUCAACAGGAGUAUCUGUGAUCUUCCUCCUCAGCUCAGUGAUUUAAAGAAGCUUUCACAUAUAGAUUUGUGCAUGAAUCAGUUUACUACCAUCCCUUCAGCUCUUCUCAACAUGCCAAGUCUACAGUGGUUAGAUAUGGGGGGAAAUAAACUCCAGGAGCUUCCUGAGGCAAUUGACAGAAUGGGAAAUCUCCACACUUUAUGGCUCCAAAGGAAUGAGAUAAACUCUUUGCCAGAAACCAUUAGCAAUAUGAAAAAUCUCAGUACUCUUGUUCUUAGCAAUAACAAACUUAAGGAUAUUCCAGCCUGUAUGAAGGACAUGACAAAUCUGAGAUUUGUCAACUUCAGAGACAACCCACUGGAGUUAGAGGUAACGCUCCCUCCGUGUGAGAAUACAGAAGAGGAGGAGCAACAGGAAAUGUUUGGCAUUGAAUUCAUGCACAUGUAUAUCCAGGAGUCACUCAAGAAAAGAGGAAAUCUGGAAAGCUGUACUUUUGGUACUUCUGUCAUAAAUGAUAAUGAAUAAAGAACGUAACUGUGAAUGGAAGAACAUAUCAAGUAUACUUCCUGGAAAAGCAGCACACAGCAGGUUUUAAACGUUCUUGGGC
Molecule: messenger RNA, 2390 nt
Organism: Falco peregrinus (peregrine falcon)
Lineage: Eukaryota; Metazoa; Chordata; Aves; Falconiformes; Falconidae
Gene: LRRC39
Product: leucine rich repeat containing 39
Exons: 12
Coding region: 1292-2308 (338 amino acids)
Molecular function (GO): protein binding
Source: RefSeq, a predicted model, not a curated record